Messenger RNA from Pectinophora gossypiella (pink bollworm), 4031 nucleotides. RefSeq lists its product as uncharacterized. The coding region runs from base 12 to 3899 and encodes 1295 amino acids. The record is from RefSeq and is a predicted model, not a curated record. The transcript has 4 exons. Lineage: Eukaryota; Metazoa; Arthropoda; Insecta; Lepidoptera; Gelechiidae.
GGCGACGCAAAAUGAGAGCUUUGUACCUCCUCUACUUUGUGGUGGCUUUUGUCACCUUACUGCCGAAUACAUCAACUCUAAGCAUCGGUUUAGGUGGUGGUAUCGGACUUCACGGUGGAAGCAAAGGCGGCGCUCGAGGCCAUGAUGGCGGCAAAAGCGAUGCUGGAGGUGUAGCCGGAAGCAAAGUAGGAGGUGGAAAAAAAGGUGGUGCUGGAGUUAAAAUUGACUCUGGAGGCCUAAUAGGACAUGGAAGCCAAGGCGGCGUAGGAAGCGAUGCCGUAGGCAAAGGCGGUGCCGAAGGUGAUGCCGGAGGCAAAGGUGGUGAUGGAGGUAAAACAGGAGGCAAAAACGGUGCUGGAGGCGAUGCCGGAGGCAAAGGCGACGCUGAAGGAGAUGCAGGAGGCAAGGGCAGUGCAGGAGUCAAAGUAGGAGGCGGAACCAAGGGCGGUGCUGGUGGCGAUGCUGGAGGCAAAGGAGGAGCUGGAGGUGAUGCCGGAGGCAAGGGCAGUGCUGGAGGCAAAACAGAAGGUGGAUACAAAGGCAGUGCUGGAGGUGAUGCCGGAGGCAAAGGCGGUGCAGGAGCCAAAGUAGGAGGCGGAACUAAAGGCGGUACUGGUGGCGAUGCUGGUGGCGAUGCUGGAGGAAAAGGAGGAGCUGGAGGCGAUGCCGGAGGUAAAGGUGGCGCAGGAGGCAAAACAGGAGGCGGAAGCAAAGACGGUGCUGGAGGUGAUGCUGGCGGCAAAGGCGGUGCUGGAGAUGAUGCCGGAGGCAAGGGCGGUGCAGGAGCCAAAGUAGGAGGCGGAACCAAAGGCGGUACUGGUAGCGAUGCUGGAGGCAAAGGAGGAGCUGGAGGCGAUGCCGGAGGCAAAGGUGGCGCCGGAGGCAAAGGCGGUGCAGGAGCCAAAGUAGGAGGCGGAACCAAAGGCGGUACUGGUGGCGAUGCUGGAGGCAAAGGAGGAGCUGGAGGCGAUGCCGGAGGCAAAGGUGGCGCUGGAGGCAAAGGAGGUGCUGGAGGCAAAACAGGAGGCGGAAGCAAAGAUGGUGCUGGAGGUUAUGCCGGCGGCAAAGGUGGUGCUGGAGACGAUGCCGGAGGCAAGGGCGGUGCAGGAGCCAAAGUAGGAGGUGGAACUAAAGGCGGUACUGGUAGCGAUGCUGGAGGAAAAGGAGGAGCUGGAGGCAAUGUCGGAGGCAAAGGUGGCGCUGGAGGCAAAACAGGAGGCGGAAGCAAAGACGGUGCUAGAGGUGAUGCUGGCGGCAAAGGCGGUGCUGGAGACGAUGCCGGAGGCAAGGGCGGUGCAGGAGCCAAAGUAGGAGGCGGAACCAAAGGCGGUACUGGUAGCGAUGCUGGAAGCAAAGGAGGUGCUGGAGGUGAUGCCGGAGGCAAAGGCGGUGAUGGAGGUAAAACAGGAGACAAAAACGGUGCUGGAGGCAAUGCCGGAGGCAAGGGCGAUGCUGAAGGCGAUGCCGGAGGCAAAGGCGCUGGAGGAGCCAAAGUAGGAGGCGGAACCAAAGGCGGUACUGGUGGCGAUGCUGGAGGAAAAGGUGGAGCUGGAGGCGAUGCCGGAGGCAAAGGUGGUGCUGGAGGCAAAACAGGAGGUGGAAGCAAAGACGGUGCUGGAGGUGAUGCCGGAGGCAAGGGUAGUGCAGGAGCUAAAGUAGGAGGCGGAACCAAAGGCGGUACUGGUAGCGAUGCUGGAGGCAAAGGAGGUGCUGGAGGUGAUGCCGGAGGCAAAGGCGGUGAUGGAGGCAAAACAGGAGACAAAAACGGUGCUCGAGGCAAUGCCGGAGGCAAGAGCGAUGCUGGAGGCGAUGCCGGAAGCAAAGGCGCUGGAGGAGCCAAAGUAGGAGGCGGAACCAAAGGCGGUACUGGUAGCGAUGCUGGAGGCAAAGGAGGUGCUGGAGGUAAAACAGGAGACAAAAACGGUGCUGGAGGCAAUGCCGGAGGCAAGAGCGAUGCUGGAGGCGAUGCCGGAAGCAAAGGCGCUGGAGGAGCCAAAGUAGGAGGCGGAACCAAAGGCGGUACUGGUGGCGAUGCUGGAGGCAAAGGAGGAGCUGGAGGCGAUGCCGGAGGCAAAGGUGGCGCCGGAGGCAAAGGCGGUGCAGGAGCCAAAGUAGGAGGCGGAACCAAAGGCGGUACUGGUGGCGAUGCUGGAGGCAAAGAAGGAGCUGGAGGCGAUGCCGGAGGCAAAGGUGGCGCUGCAGGCAAAGGAGGUGCUGGAGGCAAAACAGAAGGUGGAAACAAAGGCAGUGCUGGAGGUGAUGCCGGAGGCAAAGGUGGCGCUGGAGGCAAAACAGGAGGCGGAAGCAAAGACGGUGCUGGAGGUGACGCUGGCGGCAAAGGCGGUGCUGGAGACGAUGCCGGAGGCAAGGGCGGUGCAGGAGCCAAAGUAGGAGGCGGAACCAAAGGCGGUACUGGUAGCGAUGCUGGAGGCAAAGGAGGUGCUGGAGGUGAUGCCGGAGGCAAAGGCGGUAAUGGAGGUAAAAUAGGAGACAAAAACGGUGCUGGAGGCAAUGCCGGAGGCAAGAGCGAUUCUGGAGGCGAUGCCGGAGGCAAGGGCGGUGCAGGAGCCAAAGUAGGAGGCGGAAUCAAAGGCGGUACUGGUGGCGAUGCUGGAGGAAAAGGUGGAGCUGGAGGCGAUGCCGGAGGCAAAGGUGGUGCUGGAGGCAAAACAGGAGGUGGAAGCAAAGACGGUGCUGGAGGUGAUGCCGGCGGCAAAGGCGGUGCUGGAGACGAUGCCGGAGGCAAAGGCGGUGCUGGAGGCGAUGCCGGAGGCAAAGGCGGUGCUGGAGGUGAUGCCGGAGGCAAAGGCGACACUGGAGGAGAUGCAGGAGGUAAGAGCAGUGCUGGAGGCGAUGCCGGAGGCAAAGGUGGCGUUAAAGGCAAAGGAGGUGCUGGAGGCAAAACAGAAGGUGGAAACAAAGGCAAUGCUGGAGGUGAUGCCGGAGGCAAAGGCGUUGAUGGAGGUAAAACAGGAAGCAAAAAUGGUGCUGGAGACGAUGCCGGAGGCAAGGGCGAUGCUGGAGGCGAUGCCGGAAGCAAAGGCACUGGAGGAGCCAAAGUAGGAGGCGGAACCAAAGGCGGCACUGGUGGCGAUGCUGGAGGAAAAGGAGGAGCUGGAGGCGAUGCCGGAGGCAAAGGUAGCGCUGGAGACAAAACAGGAGGCGGAAGCAAAGACGGUGCUGGAGGUGAUGCCGGCGGCAAAGGCGGUGCUGGAGGCAAAACAGAAGGUGGAGACAAAGGCGACGCUGGAGGAGAUGCAGGAGGCAAGAGCGGUGCUGGAGGCGAUACCGGAGGCAAGGGUGGUGCUGGAGGCGAUGCCGGAGGCAAAGGUGGCGCUGGAGGCAAAGGAGGUGCUGGAGGAAAAACACAAGGUGGAAACAAAGGCAUUGCUGGAGGUGAUGCCAGAGGCAAAGGCGGCGAUGGAGGUAAAACAGGAGGCAAAGACGAUGCUGGAGGCGAUGCCGGAGGAAAGGGUGGCGCUGGAGGCAAUGCCGGAGGCAAAGGCGCUGCAGGAGCCAAAGUAGGAGGCGGAACCAAAGGCGGUGCUGGUGGCAAUGCUGGAGGCAAAGGCGGUGCCGAAGGUGAUGCCGGAGGCAAAGGUGGCGCUGGAGGCAAAACAGAAGGCGGAAGCAAAGACGGUGCUGGAGGUGAUGCUGGCGGCAAAGGCGGUGCUGGAGACGAUGCCGGAGGCAAGGGCGGUGCUGGAAGUGACGCCGGAGGCAAAGGCGGUGCUGGAGGCGAUGCCGGAGGCAAGGGCGGUGCUGGGGGCGGUGGCAGAGUCAAAGGCGGUGCAGGAGGCAAAAUCGGAGGCAAAGGUAGCGCUGGAGGAAAAGUGAAAGGUGGAAGCAAAGGCAGCCUUGGGGGUGGCUUGAGUGUUGGUCUUGGCACAAAGAAGUGACUGAAAACUCUUGGUAUCCCCAAGAGAUUGUUCCGUACGAGUCAAAUUACGAUAUUAUUUUUUAAACGAAAUAAAAAUUCUCAUUAUUAUAAAGGCAUACAUUUAUACCAAAUAUAAAACUUAGUAAAAUUA